Molecule: messenger RNA, 1556 nt
Organism: Cherax quadricarinatus
Lineage: Eukaryota; Metazoa; Arthropoda; Malacostraca; Decapoda; Parastacidae
Source: RefSeq, a predicted model, not a curated record
AUGUCAGAAGAUGAAGAUACGACCUUGAACGCCACAAAUCCUGAGUCUGUCGAACCAUCUGGAGCCUCGCUCAGCUCAGGUAUGAGCCAGUCAGCAUCAGAACUCUCUGGCAAAUGUACCAGAAAACAGCCCAGUAAAAGUAAAAGUGACAACGGAAGUGGUGUUGCUGAUAACACUACUAAUACUGGCUGUAUUUCACGAUUUAAAACUGCAGGUGCCAUUUCAAAGGACAGCAGUGGCGGAAGUAAUAGCAGUGGUAAUAAAUCCAACAGUGCUGGCUAUAGUAGACUUCAGAAGAGUGGCCUCAACAAUACUCUGACAACAAGUACAUCCAUUUUAGGGAAGAAACAAAUUCAAAAACCAAAGCCUGUGAGAUCAACACAUGCAUCAAAACUUGGCCCCACAAGUCGAUCUUCAAGUGUGCUAAAAAUAUCAGGAUCAGGAAGUCAGGCUAGCCAUCAAGGAGCUUCUCUUUUGCCACAAGCUAAUCUAGAAUCAAAAUCAAAUAAACUAGAUGCAAAGAAGUCAUCCAGGGCUUCAUCUAUACAGGCUAGCAAUGCUAAAUUACACUCUACUGUUCUAAAUGCCACCAUGCUCUCAGAUUUAACUGCUGUAAAGAAUUAUGAGAAUGUUUUCAGCACUACACUGGUGGGAGGUUUGGCUCCUGGUGGUCGCAAGUUGGAUAUAACUGGAGUUGUCCUCCCUGAGCUUCCUGAUAUAUCUGCUAUCAGGUUGGAUAGUAACAGCAGUGGAAGUAAAACUGGCGAUGCAACCAUUCUCUCUUCUGUCAGCGAAAAUGAUUUGUCACAAAACAGUGGGAGCAGCAUUUUUCAUGAAGUUACUACAGAGGAGUUUGAGAAGGAAUACAUGAGUUACCUACAGUGGGCCUAUGUUGAUACUUACAGUGAAGAUGCCUUCAAUGUUAACUUAAAAAUGACUCAAAUUCAGCUGUUGUUCCUGGAGCAGCUAGUGAAUGAAAAACAGAGAGAAUUAAGUGAGCGAAAACAGGUGAGAGAUCUCAUCCUUCAUCACCAGAGAGUUAGCGAAGCUCACAAAAUGCAAUCUGAUCUACUCCAGACUGUAGUUGAUGGUCUACCAGCAUGUGAAGAAGCUACACAGGUAAUGAGUCAAGAAUUGGCAAAGAAUCUUCACCAGGUGAAGAUGGAUAAUCUUUACGUUCCAGAGAAUCAUAAUAAAUACAGAGAUCAACUUUUGGAGGCUCUUAAGACACAAAUCACUUUGCUGAGUGACAUUGAAUGCUUGGUAGAGCCACGAUCUUACCAGUUGAAUUCUACUAUUAAUCUACUUGGAGAAUUACAGAAUACAUCACAACACAUUCAGCAGUGUGAAAAUGAAGUGCAUCAAGCAGCCAGACUUGCAGUACAGGAGGCAUCUCUGCAAAUAGGUGCAAAACAAAUGAAUUGUUCAGCAUUCAAAUAAACUUGCAAGUGCCAUUUGAUGGAUCUCAAUGUUAUUUGCAAAAUAAAAUAGCUCUUAACUUCAGGCUACUAAAUGUAGAGAUAGUGGCUAGAAGUUUUGCAGAGUUGGGAAUACAA